UUACGGCAGCAAUAGUUUAUAUGAUUUGCAAAGACAACCUGUCUGUACGUGGUGUUGAAAAGGAAGGCCUCUGUAAUUUGUUACAAAUUUGUGUACCAAAAUACAAAAUUCCAAGCCGUUUCAAGGUAACAGAUCUCAUUGAAGAGAAAUACGACAUAUGUGUGGCUAAGGUUAGAACAAUUUUCCAAGGUGUUGAGAACAUAGCUUUCACCUGUGACAGUGUCACUAUAACCAAUUCAACUCGGUCGUAUCUCACCGUAACUGCACAUUUUAUAAAGGAUAAUUCUCUACAGGCGGUUUGCUUGCAAGCAGCAAGAAUGUCACAGGUUAGCUUUUUUUAAAUUUGUGUAAUUUUUGUCUAUGUGUUCUGUAUUAUCAA
This is a messenger RNA of Drosophila willistoni, 379 nucleotides long. RefSeq lists its product as uncharacterized. The record is from RefSeq and is a predicted model, not a curated record. NCBI's taxonomy places the organism in Eukaryota, Metazoa, Arthropoda, Insecta, Diptera, Drosophilidae. Bases 21 to 341 code for a protein of 106 amino acids. The transcript has 2 exons.